Messenger RNA from Penicillium soppii, 1350 nucleotides. RefSeq lists its product as uncharacterized. The record is from RefSeq and is a predicted model, not a curated record. Gene Ontology annotation, biological process: cellular response to ionizing radiation; DNA repair; DNA replication checkpoint signaling. Gene Ontology annotation, cellular component: checkpoint clamp complex. Bases 1 to 1350 code for a protein of 449 amino acids. NCBI's taxonomy places the organism in Eukaryota, Fungi, Ascomycota, Eurotiomycetes, Eurotiales, Aspergillaceae. The transcript has 7 exons.
AUGACAUCUCUCAUUUUAUCCCUGGAUCCGCCAGCCUUAGUCAAGCUCCACGAUGCAUUGAUAUGCCUAGCCAAGUUCAGCGACACAGUCGCUAUCGAAGCCGAGCCAACCAUUUUGCGCCUCAGUGCCCUUAAUUCUACCAAAACGGGGUUUGCCUCCUUUGCAUUUGAAAAAGAGGUAUUCUUUGAGUCAUAUUCUUUCCAUUCUGCCAGUGAUGGCCGGAGUGGGAAUGUUUCAAUGGAUCGAUUCUUCUGUCAAAUCUACCUCAAGGCACUUCUCUCUAUUUUCCGCGGGAGAAUAGAAAAGAACAAAGACACGGCUGUUGAACGCUGUGAUAUGGAACUGCAUGAAGAUCCGCAGCAGGCCGAAUGCAGACUGACAGUGAAGAUGAUCUGCGGGCUUGGGGUUAUUAAGUCAUAUAAACUUACCUACGAACCGGCGGCAAUCCAGCAUGCCGUGUUCGACAAAUCUAGGGCUACCAGCAUGUGGAUUGCUGAUCCGCGGUUCCUCAAGCAGGUCAUUGAACACUUCAGUCUAUCUGCUGAACAGCUAGAUAUGUACUCUGAUUCCGGCAAAGCGGUGUUUACAAGUUUUACGACAAAGGUCACUGAAGGCAAAGAGGUAUUGAAACACCCCGUGCACACAUCCGUAGCAGCAGACAAACGCGACUUCCAAGAGUAUAAUGUCGAAGAAAACAUGCACGUGGCAAUCAAUCUCAAAGACUUCAAAGCUGUAGUGGGACACGCAGAAACGGCCAACGCCACCGUGACAGCACGAUACACCCGGCCCUGCAAACCACUGCAAUUGGAGUACCACUUCGAAGGCGUCAACGCAGAAUUUACAGUCAUGACCCGCGGCCAGGCGGACGACAAUGUCCCGAUGUCAUCACGAGCGACAAUUCCACGGCAAACGCCUGCGCCAAUCCCUGUCGCAACAAACAGGUCUCGUGAGACGCAGCCGUCUGUAGCACCCAGUCCGCAGAUGCCACCUCCGCCACCGCGGAGCCGGAGCCGGUCAAUUCGUCCUCUUAAUGGAUCAUCUACGCAGGAGAAUUUGAGUCAGAGAGCUGGCGCGGAUCGGCCUCUGGCAUCUGGGCUUUCGAUGGAUUUCGAUAGUCUCUUUGUUCCUGCGGAUGAUGAUAGACAAUGGGAUGAGAUGAAUGAAGAAGAGGAGCCGCAGGAUAUUCUGGGGUGGGAUGCGUCGGGGACUCAGGACGCGUUCGGGGCAUCUGUCCGCGAUGCAGAGCCUGCUUUCAAUGGCGGGUCUCGGGCCGAUGAGCAAGACGAUGAAAUGGGUCUUCCGCCGACUCAGCGUUUGUCCCAGGUUCGCCAAUAUGGUCUUUUCGACUGA